AUGGUGGUGCAGAACAUAUCGAAUGAUGUGGAUUCAAAUUUGGCUGGAAAUGAGAAACAAAAUGAAGACUACACAAACACACAAGACCAUCCCACUUCUCACAAUCGUGUUACCACAAACUUAGACGCUGACAAGGACAAUUUGAGCGAAUCGUAUAAUGAGUCGAGCUCUUUCAAUGAGAAUCAUCAAACGCAAGACCCUGCAGUCAAGUCAAACUUCCCAAAUCAUUAUACUCCAGAAGCCACACUGGACUCAUCACAUCUCUUUAGCUCAAACAACCAAGGAACCUAUGGAAAUCUAAAUUCUCGACCUGCUACAACCCAGCCAAGCUCGGGCUAUCUAGAUCCACAAUGGGGAAAUAUGAUGUUUGAUCCUAGUGCUGCUGAUUACUUGUACAAUAUUGAAUUACCAACACAUAUAUCCCAACCAGGACAUAACUCUGGAGUUAAUGAUGUAAGCAGUGGCAUAAUGCACCAUAUACAGUAUCAAAAUAAUGUCCAUCCUGAGGUAAACAAUUUGCCAGCUCCAGAAAACUUUGCACAUCAAAACCGCCCCUCUCAACUACCCUACAAGGAGGAAACUUUGAGUCAAAGCCAACUGCCGCAUGCAUCUAUAUCCCAACAACCAAUAGAUCCUACUUCAAACACGACUUCACAAGGUCCAAACACAAAGUCAACAAAGCAACGACGUCCAUGUGAUCAGUGCCGAAGAAGAAAGACCAAGUGCGUCAUUGUUCCAAAUACAAACAAUUGUGUUCAAUGUGAGGCAAAGCAAUUGACUUGUACCUAUACGACACCAGCAGCGAAAAGAAAGGCUUCUGAAAUGGGGCUGGAUCUGCAGAAAAGAGGGAAGACAAAUGCAGCAGCAUUGACUGGUGACAAUAGUCAAAUUCCCGAUGUGCCGAUACGAGAAACUGCUCCAGUUCAAGAUUACUCAGCCAUGAAUAACUCCCUACUUAAGAAGACAUUGUCAUUGCAGUUUCCACGCUCGAGUUUCUAUGUCGGACCAACCAAUUACUUGUACGAUAUGAAUUUGUUAAAUACAAUCAUUGACACACGUAAUCGUGAUAACAAUCUGAGUGGUGCUGCAAAAAUUGAGCAAGCAAGCUUGAGCAACUCCAUAUCGUUGAGAAAAGUUUGCGAUAAGGUACAUUUUGUUUUGAAAGAUGACCAGUCACCACAAUCCUACCAAACGAUGUCAAAUGACGUCGACACUAUUGAGAAACUCAUCUCUCCUCAUGGACAAAUUUUGAUUGAUUUGUAUUUUAGAAUCAUCCAUCCAUCAUAUCCCAUUGUACAUAAAAAGGUGUUUUUGGAAAAGUAUGCACGCACACAUCGAGAAUUUACCGCCCCUUUGAUAGCAGCUGUAUACGUGCUAGCAAUUCAAUGGUGGGACUAUGAUCCUCAAUUGAAUAGGUUCCCCAAACCUAAUGUGGAACUAAUAUUGAAAAUAGGACUCAAAAAUUAUCUUCAGGAAAUUCUCAAGCGUCCGAAAUUGAGUGCAGUGCAAGCAGGAUUAUUGUUAUUACAAUGUAAGCAUAUUAUUAGUUGCAAAGCUACAAACAACCAGGUCCAGAAUAGCGGAGACGCAGAUUAUUCAGAAUGGGUGCUAUGUUCUCAAGUGGUAUCCUUAGCUGAGGAAUUGGGGCUUGGUUUGGACUGCAAUAACUGGAAACUACCCAAAUGGGAACGAGGUUUGAGAAAGCGUUUAGCAUGGGCAGUAUACAUGGAAGACAAGUGGCUUUCCCUAAAGGACUCUCGACCCUCCCAUAUCAACGAAAACAACUGGAUUGUUUUACAACUACAUGAGGAGGAUUUUCCCGAUAAACAUGGCGACGGAGACUUGAAAGAGGGGUCAUCUGAUUUGGAUACUGGGAAGAAGAUUUUUACAAACUUGAUUGCUUUGUCUAAAAUUUUGUCUGAUAUUUUAAAUCAUUUUUACUCAAUGAAGGCAAUGAGAGAGAUUACUAAUAUUAGCGAGGUGUUGAAAUUAGCUAAACCUUUGCAAUUGCAACUUCGAAAUUGGUUCUAUUCUUUGCCCAGUGAAUUGCAAAUGAACUUGGUGCAACCUAGGAAGUUAUGCUCCAAUGGAUACCUACAUUUGGCCUAUUUUGCCACCGAAUUGACGUUGCAUAGAAAGAUCACCACCAUAAUCUACCAGCAAACAAAUGCUGGAAACCCGCCCCCUCCUGAAUUGGUUAAUGUCUGUCGUUCUGCAGCGAAAACUCGUUUACUAGCAUCAAUUGAGUUUGUGCGUGAUUUAAAGCCUGAACAUAUACAUUCCUUUUGGCACUCUUCAUCAUCAUCUAAUUUCACAUUGAUUGGAACAUUUGCAGCAAUUUUAUUCAUAUCCUCGCCCACUCAAGAAGAAGCAGAUUUCUAUCGAGACCAAAUUUUCAAUUAUCGAUGGAUUUUGAAAAUAUCAUCAAAGGGGUUUGACCAAGUGGCUGAGGCAUUAUCUCAAUUGGAUCUAGUUUUGGGAAAUAUACCUGGUUUACUCAACGACAAUGUCGAUAUGCCUAUGGUUCUACCCAAUGUGCAAGAUCAACAAACUAUGCCCCAAACCAAUCAAAGCUAUAGUCCAUUUGCAAUUCCACAGACUCAACAACCCCAACAGCUGCAACUGCCCCAUCCAUCCUUACGUCCAAAUCCUUCUUAUGAAGGUAAACCCACUAAUCAGCAAAAAAUAAGGAUGCCUUCGAAUUUGCGAGAGUCACCAUACAAUUCCCCCCAAAGUUUUUACACGCCACCAUUUGUUCCUUCGCCUCAGAAUAAGGUUGUCAAUUCACCUCAUACUUCUCAAGGUAACACAUCUCGAGCAGUGUCCCCGAGGGUGUAUGCCAACAAAGCGCCAAGCUAUGCUGACCAAUCCCCUCAUUCGUCUCAUGUCACCAAGUCACCAGAGUCAACUACAAAGUAG
Molecule: messenger RNA, 2919 nt
Organism: Lodderomyces orthopsilosis Co 90-125
Lineage: Eukaryota; Fungi; Ascomycota; Pichiomycetes; Serinales; Debaryomycetaceae
Gene: DAL81
Product: Dal81p
Exons: 1
Coding region: 1-2919 (972 amino acids)
Biological process (GO): DNA-templated transcription
Cellular component (GO): nucleus
Molecular function (GO): DNA-binding transcription factor activity, RNA polymerase II-specific; zinc ion binding; DNA binding
Source: RefSeq, a predicted model, not a curated record